CUACAUAUUAUUGACGUCUUUCCAAGGUUGCUCGGGACUUCCAUUCCUCCCCACAACGCCUCCUCUCCUCCUUCGACCCUACAGUAGAAAUCUACACACAAUGGGCUCCUCAGCAUCAAAAGGAGCGCGUGCAGCCGGCUCCGCCGCCCGCAAAUACCCAACCCGUGUCCCCUCCUCGACCACCCGUGCUCCCCCUCCCGCUCCCGCUCCUCCGAACACUACUCCCUCACAAGCCAGCCAAGCUGCUCCUGCUCAAUCCGCACCGCAGACCAACCCCCAGAAAAAUAACCCAAUCGACCUCGAAGGCCCCGACCCGGGCCUCGCCGCCCGCCUCCAAAGCAUCGGCGCCGUCCAACCCAACCCCCACUACUCGCCCUCGUCGAUGUCGAGCCUGGACCCCCGCCGUGGCAGCACUUCGGCGGAUAUCCCCUUCGACAUGGCCGAGGCGCCGCCGCACCAUUCGUUCCCGAACCCGCGAGAUAAUCCGGCGUUGAGAGUGCUAGAGGCACGGCAGCGGAUCCAGGACCAAGUCGACCAGGAGCAGGAGAACAGCAACAGGAAGGGCUUCCAGGGGAGAAGUCACAUUGACGCGGGCACCAUCCAAUUGGCGCUCAUGCGGCAGAAACGCGGCGAGCCCGACUCACGCAUUGAGGCGGCGUUCGGACUGAAGAAGGGACGAUUGGCUGUUCUAAAAAGGGGGGUUGUGGAAACCGUACAAGACGAAUAGCGUACAUUGAGUUUUGUAAGAUACCCGAGUUACGCAUGUUGGCAGAGCGGUUUUGGCCGAUGAGGCCGUAGAUGAGGAAACCGACACGAAAGAGAAACGCCGACCAGCCCAAUUUCCGAAUAUCCAAGUUCCCGUUCCCGCGAUGUUCGCCGAUGCGAUGCAACCCGAACGCCUGCGUUCCGAUGACAAAGGAAAUAUGCAACAAAAACCGUCAAUGGCCGUUAGAACUCCUUGCGCUCAUGAAUAAAGUUGUUCAACGCCGUAAUCGCCUCGAUCAGACUUUGCCGGUCGAUGUCGAUGCCGUCGCCCCCGUCGCCGCCGACCUUGAUCCUGCCGUCCAUCUUCAUCUUUCCCGGUCGCCAAGUACGUAAUAUCCGCCAGCGCGAUCGCGUUGUGUUGAAGGCUGGGCAUGAGGGGGCGAUGUCUUCCUUUUCUCGCAGGACUUGGAGGGCGUUGAGGACGUUGAGGAAGAUGC
Molecule: messenger RNA, 1202 nt
Organism: Westerdykella ornata
Lineage: Eukaryota; Fungi; Ascomycota; Dothideomycetes; Pleosporales; Sporormiaceae
Exons: 2
Coding region: 101-727 (208 amino acids)
Source: RefSeq, a predicted model, not a curated record